AACUAUUAGUUUUUGGUAAGAUUUUUGUGUUGUCUGUAGGAUGAAUAUGUAUUUGAGACAUGAGCAAAGGUAUAUGAUGGGUCAAGGGAGGCCUACAUUGGCCCUAUGUAACUUGGAUUUGAAUCAUUGAAGACUUCACCCAUAUCCAAAUAUAAAUUUGUCCUUGAUUAAUUAGUCAUACUCUUUCAUAUAACACGUGAAAAUAUCUUACCUUGAAUGCCCUUUUUUAAUAAACUUUGUGGAUUACAGGUUGGCUUAAGAAAAGUAUCAACUAAGUGUAAUUCGAUCUCAGAAACGUACUUGGAAAUAACGAUAAAAGAACAAACAAAUAAAUAAAUUUUGUGUAUAUUUAUUUCAUUCAUGUUAUUUACUAAGAAAAUAUCCUAUAACUAAUCUAACAAACUACUGACGUCACUCACAAUUUUCCCGCUAUAAAGCCCCCUUUUCAUCUCUUCAAAUAUUCAUUUCAUUCGUCCUCACCACCAAACUCUCCAAUGGCGGCCCAACUCAAACACAACCAGCAUUCUCUUAUAUUUUACAUGACUUUCUCUCUCCUCAUCUUUACUUCCAUGGCAGCUCUAUCUCUAAGUGAACUUGAAGCUGCCAUUUUUGCUCUCCAAUCUAAUGGUUUCAAUCUAUUCGGUAACUCCAUUGCUGUUUCUGAACUCUCUGUUCAACUUCUCUCUCAUAAAUUCCACUCGACUUCCAUUAAAGGUCAUGGAUUCACCUUCCUUGCACCUCCGAACUCGGCACUUUUUUCGCUCGACAUGUCAACUGACGCUUUCACGUAUACUCACUCUCUUCGUUUCCAUGUAAUUCCUCGCCGUCUCUCGCUAUCGCAGCUUCACAAUAUUUCUCUGUCGUCGAAUCCUCACCUGCAGACGCUUGUACCAGGUCAUUUUCUUUUCGUCACUUCUUAUGGUCGUCGUUUUGUCGCUGUUGAUGGAGUUCGCAUCUCUUUCCCCGACCUUUAUUUGAGGUCAGAGAUAGCCGUUCAUGGCCUCGAUGGACUACUCGUCACUUCUACUGAAGAAUACUUUCACCGUCUUGAUUCAUUCCAUGCCAACCUUUCUCCUACUCCGACAAUUUCUGCUGUAACCAGUGGUGAGAUUUCUGCCUCUGAUCCUGCAAUCGAAGCUCAAUCUCCUCAUUUCGUGAGCUAUCCUUCGCUUUCACCGGAGAUUAACCAAAUUUCUUCUCCGACCGAAGCUUCUACUCCAGAAUUCGAAGGAUUCAAGGCGCUUUCACCAGAAUUUGACGGAAUUUCAGAAAUUAGGUCACCGGUUGGAACUUAUUCACAAAAUUUUGACUCAAUUCCGACGUCGCAUGACAUAGCAUUCACUGGAGGAACAUAUAAUGUCAUUUCAAUUCCGCCAAUAGAUGCUUAUUCGCCAGAAAAUGACGGAAUUAUAGCUCCAUCACCACCCCCAACAUUUGAGUUUCUCUCUCCGGAUGAAUACUCGAUUUCGCCAACGGUUGAUGAGUUGUUUGAUGCCGAGUUGUUCUCACCUAAUGCUUUGUCGACAGUUUGGGAUGUUCCGUCGCCAUCCUUUUCGAUUGGAGAGUGGCAAGACAAGAGUGAACAUAAAUAUGGUGAAGAUAACGCAAAGCUUGAGGACAGAAAAAGUCAAGCUCAAGAUCAAAGCCAAGGCCAAAGUGAUGAAAACGGCUGGAGAGAUUGGGAGUUUUGACAAUUUGGCGAAGAUCAAUAUUCUUCAGUCUUACUAUCUUUAAAUUUGGUAUUUUUCAAGCUUCAUAUUAGGCAUUGAAUUUGUUUCAUAAUCAGUGUUGCAAUUGACACUUAGUGGAUUACAUGCAUUUGUUUUAGAGGAGUUUAAAAGCUGAAUUAGUCCCUUUUACACAAGUAAAAGUUUUAUCUCUAUCCAACUCGACACGUUAAGACAAACCAUAUCCGUUUAGUUUAGUCUUGGUUUUUUAAACUAAAAGCCAAAUACAUCGAGCAUAAUGCCCCUAUGCCGAUGAUGAGUACCAGAAUCAUUGUAUACGAGAAUUGUGUAAUAAACAUCAAUUCAACGAUGACAAUAGAAGAUAUAGUGCAGAGUUCAUUGGAGGGACUAGGAGCAAGGAAGCAUUCCUAUCUACCACCUGCAGGCUGCAACCUGUGAAUGCUAAUCUUCAAGUGAAUGGUUGGCACAAAUUCCAUAAUAAACUGCUUGGAGCAAAUCAAGUAAUCGACAUUUGGACGUGGAAAUACACAUAAAAAAGAACCAUCAGCAGUAGGGCAUCAUAGUUUCUGAAUUUUCUAUUCAGUUAAUUUAGAACUUAAUUGCCUAACAGUUAGUACAUGAACAAUACGAUGACAUGCCGCCA
Amaranthus tricolor (Joseph's coat) is the source of this 2331-nucleotide messenger RNA. RefSeq lists its product as uncharacterized. Bases 495 to 1691 code for a protein of 398 amino acids. NCBI's taxonomy places the organism in Eukaryota, Viridiplantae, Streptophyta, Magnoliopsida, Caryophyllales, Amaranthaceae. The record is from RefSeq and is a predicted model, not a curated record. The transcript has a single exon.